UUGUUGUACGGAUUUCAAUCUUGAUAUAUCAAUAGCCUGUAUAUUAGAAAGAAUAACCCUAACCCUCUAACAGGAUUUUGGUAUACAGUAUAUGAAAAAAACAACCCAGAAACUACUUUGACAACAUAUUUUUUUCCCUGUUUAUUUUGUCAAGUGUUGAGGACAAAAGUUGACAUUACUUCUAAAGUAAUUCUUUACCUUGUAUCUAAAACCAAAUUUCAAGGUACAUAAUUUUAGGGAAAACAAAUAAUUACAUUAACAGAGCAUAUCAUAUUCAAAACCCUUCAAAUUUCAAUCUAGCCUAGGCGAAAUCAAAAUUCUAAUUCUGCCGAGGAGGAUUUAAAAUCUGCCUGGAUUCUAAUUUGGCCUGUGACACACACACACACACACACACACACACACACACACACACACACACACACACACACACAGACACACACACACACACACACAUGUUUGUUUUUCUAUACCGGUGGGGACUUACCAUUGACUCCCAUUCAUAUCUAACUCCUAACCCUUACCCUAACCCUAACCUUAACCAUCACCAAAUCAAUGCCUAACCCUAAACAAACGUUUUUUGCACUUUUAUAUUUUUUAUUAACAACAAUAUGGCCAAGAAAACGGUGUUGCCACCCGUGGGGACCUCAUUUUAGGUCCCCACCGUAAGACAAGUCCCCACCUUUAUAGCAAAUAGUCAGGUCAAAGUCCCCACCGGUAUAGCAGAAACAAGUACACACACACACACACACACACACACACACACACACACACACACACACACACACACACACACACACACACACACACACACACACACACACACAGACAGACAGACAGACAGACAGACAGACAGACAGACAGACAGACACACACACACACAUAUAUAUAUUUAUUAUUUAACACAUUUUUCCUACUUUGCUACACACUUUUCUACACAAUUUCAAAAACAGAAAACAAUGAAUUUAAUUAUUUUCUGUCACAAAAUUAUUCUUAUUAUUAUUUUCUAACUGUGCUGACAUAUACGGAGUAAUCCUACCACAUUAAGUAAUAUUUUACAAACUGUAUAUUUGUUCUUAAUUGUUGAAACGUAAUUUUUUUCUCGUUUUUAUGACAGAUGCUGUACCGCUUCCUGCCAUCUUACCUGCCAUCUUAACAUUAAAAUCGUUCAUUUGUUGCAGUCAUGUCCCACUGCACCAGUGAUACCCUGCGUGUUUCCUGUUCAACACUUUCAUACUUGCAUAUGUUCAGACGAUUUUGAGAGGAUUAAAAAUGCUUCUUCUGCUUCUUAGUUGCUGGAUUAUUACAGGCAUCAUGACAAGCAGCUCAUCAAAGAUGUAUUAUGCACUGAAAAACAGCUCAGUAUGUCUACAUGUUCAAAAGCCGCCUCCCUAUGAACGAGGUGGAUGGACGUUUGCUGGGAAAUCUAUUGCUAAUGAAAGAAGAAUCAAUCCCAACUAUGAAAAGAGAGUGGUUUAUAGUCCUGGAAAUCUCUCCUUGUGUAUAAAGGAGCUGAAUGACUCAGACACUGGCAUCUAUGAAGUCUCAUUUGAGGAUUCUGACUAUAAUGCAAAAUCAGAGGAACACCAUGUCAUUGUUGAAGAAAUUAUUCCAAGACCUGUGAUAUUAAUAUCAGUGGUUCAGUCCAACCUCACUGCUGGAUUCUGCAACAUCACAGGCAACUGCUCUAUCCAGGAUGACUGGCUGUCAUUCGUCUGUGAGGAAGACAGUUGCAGAACAUCUCAAAAGUCAUUCAGUAAGGUCAACUUCACCAUCGACAUUGACAACACAAAUAUUAACUGCAGUGCCAGCAACCACGUUAGCAGAAAUGAUGCCUCUGAAAGCAUAACAAUGUGUUAUCAUGAAGCCAAAUCUGAACAGGGAGAGGAAUUCCCACAAUCACCUGAAACAAGAUUAAUUACUGGAGUGUGUGGUGGAGUGGUUCUUCUUAUUUGUGCUGUCAUUUUUGCUAUUUUUGCGUGCCGUCAUGACAGGGUGAGGCCACAUGCUCCUGAAGUGAUACAGAGUCAGCCAAUGGAGGCUCAUCCACUAUCUGAGCCCAGAGUCUCCACAUCUUCUUCCAGUCAAGCUGAGGCCUCCUAUGAGAACGUGGACAUCACACAACCCAACCAGACCAGCAGCCCGAGAGAGGAACUGGGCUCCAAGCAAAGUCACGAAGUAAAUACCACCUACAGCGUUGUGCAGAGGCCAAAAGCAGCUACCUGCCUGGGCAAAAGUGACAACAGCAACAAUACGAACGGACAUGAGAAUAUACAAGAGGCUUUGACUUCAGAAUCAGUCAAUGUGGAUGAGGCUCAGCGCUCUACGCAUGUUGACACAGUGUACACUGUGUUGCAGAAGCCGAAAAAUCUGAAGCCACAGCACCACCAAUAGGUGAAAGAAGUCGAAUGAUGUUUUCAGAAAGCUGUGCAAGCUGGAAUGAUGCCUUUUUCCACAUUUUCAAACAUUAUGCAUUUCUGGUCCUUUCAAGAUGAAGAUUUUACACAAUACAUAAUAUAAACAAGCUUUUAAAAAAAUAAAAUACGAAAAAAAAAAUGAACUAGUGUUUCCCACAUUUUGGGCUGAAGUCUGGGUCAUGUUUCAGAUGUCUGAGUUGUUAACAGCUCCAUCAAUCAAGGACUUUUUAAACUUGUUUUAUUUCAAUAAAUGUUCAAAUAUAUAUACAAAUAAAAAAAAUUGUGUGCAUCAUAACUUAGUUUUCUUUCUACCUGCAUAAAAAAAAUGGGUAUAAAAAAAAUUAAAAUCCGCUCCUCCUGCAACAGCUACAACAGUAACAUGCUGCUGACUCAAAUUGCUGUAUGUGUGCUUUUGCUUCAGUAAAUAAUCUUACUACUUCUUUCA
Messenger RNA from Acanthochromis polyacanthus (spiny chromis), 2859 nucleotides. RefSeq lists its product as uncharacterized. NCBI's taxonomy places the organism in Eukaryota, Metazoa, Chordata, Actinopteri, Pomacentridae. The record is from RefSeq and is a predicted model, not a curated record. The coding region runs from base 1270 to 2391 and encodes 373 amino acids. The transcript is spliced from 5 exons.